Oldenlandia corymbosa var. corymbosa is the source of this 1919-nucleotide messenger RNA. NCBI's taxonomy places the organism in Eukaryota, Viridiplantae, Streptophyta, Magnoliopsida, Gentianales, Rubiaceae. The record is from the annotation of a GenBank genome assembly.
UUAAAAAAAAACACACACACACAGACACACACACACUUUAAUAUCACUACCAAAUAGAAGAGUUUUUUUUUUUAGAACUAAAAACUUACAUUUGAACCCAAAUCAAAAACAAACAAACAAUGGGUGUCAAAGGUUUUGUUGAGGGAGGCAUUGCUUCAAUUGUGGCUGGAUGCAGCACUCACCCUUUAGACCUCCUCAAGGUCCGAAUGCAACUUCAGGGCGAAUCCCAUGUCCCCAACCCUGCCCUUCAGACCGCCCUCCGACCCGCUUUCGCCGGUGCUGGCGUCGCCGGUAAUGUUUCCCAUCUCCACAUCCCCGCUCCUCCUCCGCCUCCCCGCGUCGGACUUGUUUCCGUCGGGGUCAAAAUCGUCCAGCAAGAAGGCCUGGCGGCCUUGUUCUCCGGUGUUUCCGCCACCGUUCUCCGACAGACCCUCUAUUCGACAACCCGGAUGGGGCUGUACGAUAUCCUGAAGCAGAAAUGGACCGACCCGCAUACCAACAAGAUGACCUUGGACAGGAAGAUCUGCGCGGGGCUAGUAGCUGGAGCCAUCGGAGCCGCCGUGGGUAACCCGGCCGACGUGGCAAUGGUCCGCAUGCAAGCCGACGGCCGGCUCCCGGCGGCUCAGCGCCGGAACUACAAGAGCGUGGUGGACGCAAUCGGGUCAAUGGCGAAAAGCGAGGGAAUCGCCAGCCUGUGGCGCGGGUCAUCGCUGACGGUGAACCGGGCGAUGUUGGUGACGGCAUCACAGCUGGCAUCGUACGACCAGAUCAAGGAGUCCAUAUUGGAGACGCACGUGAUGAAGGACGGGCUGGGGACGCACGUGACGGCGAGUUUCGCCGCCGGGUUCGUGGCGGCGGUGGCGUCGAACCCGGUGGACGUGAUUAAGACCCGGGUGAUGAAUAUGAAGGUGGAGCCCGGGAUGGCCCCACCAUACACCGGGGCGCUUGACUGCGCAAUGAAGACCAUUCGGGCUGAGGGUCCGAUGGCUCUUUACAAAGGUUUCAUUCCCACCAUCUCAAGUUUUGCAGGAGCUACGUUCAUUGUAGACGAAAAAAUAAAUUAAAAAAAAAAUGCGCCUGGAAUGUAUUCUAAUGUAGUGGGAUGAUGCGCGACCGCUAAUUUUGGUACAGGUGCAAUUUGGCAAGUGGAGAGAAUACGAGUGGUAGAUUUCUAUUCUGUUUAUGUAAGUGGAAGAGGUUAAAGCUAGUUGUAUGUUGGAAGUUAACUAAUCUAUAUACCACAAGAUAUUCUGUUUAUUUCUUCCAUUCCUAAAUAAAAAUCCUUGGUAGACGACAGCGGACAGUCCUCCCAAUCUGGAAUAAGUAUUGUUUUAGUAAAAUGAAAAAAUUUUAAAAUAAGUAGAGUAUUUUUUUUAUUUUUUAUGUCAAUACCAAAUUUUCUAAUCUUACUUAAAUAGGAGUAGUAUUAGUAGGAACUAUUUGUCUUGACGAGAUAAGUUAAGGAUAUUCUAAUAAUUUAUCUAUCAUGUUUAAGAUUAGCUUCUUAAAAUGUGUAUAAGUUAUCUAAUGUAGCUUAUUUUAGAAUGGAGAGAGUAGUAAUUAUUUUGGAACGAAAACAAAUGUCGUGCUUUUAUAACUUGAAAUGAAAUGAUUUUUUUUUUUUAGUAAAAGAGUAGGAAAUGUAAAACAUCCGGUAGUAGUAAUACAGUUCUUGUUUGCUAUUCCAUUAACGUAUCUUAGAAUGGAAACCAAUAUAGUUCGAGUGGAGGAUAUAGAGACGCCCUACGUAAGAUGCAAAGUUCGUGAAGGUACUAGAUAUAUUAACACGUUUACGUAAGUGAAAAAUAUUGAAUUCGUGAAGUCUAGUAUUAUUUGGUACAGGAUGUUACUUUACGUAAGUUGUUUGUCAAAGGUUGUUUAAUUCUGGAAACACACAACGUCUACCUGCGUCCUAAAAG